UCCAGCCACCCAACUUCAAUUUUUCGUCCACAAACAAGAGCUAUGUUUGCAGAAGCUGAAAAACUCAGUCAUGUAUUUCCCUGCCCAUCUCUUUGGCCUUAUCAGAGCGGACCUUCUCUGCCUUGCAUCGCGUGAAAACAUGGCUACGCAAUACCAUGACCCAGAUGAGACAAACUCACUUCUCCCUUAUGCAUGUCCACAUUGACAUUUUGAACUCAUUGGACAUCCAUGCCCUGAUGAGAGACUCCAUUUCCGUAACACAUCAGCACAAGGCCACAUUUGGAUUAUUAUAACCACCUGAGCACCUGGCCUGCAGCUCAAGCCAUGACCACUAGACUCCUGUGGAGGGCCCUGUGCCUGCUGGCCCUGCUCUGCACCAUCUCACACUUGAGCUCCGCCGACAACUACCCAGACCCCUCAGCCCCAGAGCAGGGAGUCACCUUCAGCCAUGUCUAUAAAAUUGACAUCCCAGGGAGCUCCACUUGUAAACUAGAACGCCUGCCAGCCCAGGAUGAAGCAGGUCUGCAGACAGAGACCACUACGAAUGGAGAAAACGACAUCAUCUUCAAACACAACAUCAGGCUGCAGACGCCAAAGUGUGACUGUGAAGAGUCUGAAAGUUUCAAGUCCUUGAUGUACAGAGUCAAUGGGCUGGAAGAAGAAGUCAACUACUUAAAGACCCAGUGUACUCAGGGCUGUUGUGGAAGAGGUGGUGCUGCAGGUGUGGACACGAGCUGUAGUGGCCAUGGUACCUACCAACACGACACCUGCAGCUGCCUCUGCAACCCCGGAUGGGAAGGCCCAGAUUGCUCAGUGUCCUCCUGCCCGGACGAGUGCAAUGACAACGGCCGAUGUGUGGAUGGGAAGUGUGUGUGCCAUCAGGGCUACACAGGAGAUGACUGUAGCCAGCUGAUGUGUCCAGACAAUUGCAACGACAAAGGACACUGCGUGGAUGGAAAAUGUGUGUGUUUCCCACACUUCACCGGCGAAGACUGCAGCGUCCAGAAGUGUCCUAAUGACUGCAUCGGUAAUGGCCAGUGUGUUGACGGCCAGUGCAUCUGUGAAGAAGGCUUUUAUGGGGAGGACUGUUCAUUAGUCUUCGGCCCACAGGGUCUGCGGGUUGUUAAGGUGACUGACAUCUCUCUCCUGGUGGAGUGGGAGUCCGUUCGUGGGGCAGAGCAUUACAUUCUGACAUAUCAUCCCAAAGGCGAUGAGAGUGCCUUGGAGCAGGUUCGGAUUCCCAACACAGAGAACUCCUACCUCAUCACAGGACUGACUCCUGGGGUCACUUACAUUGUCCAGGUGUAUGCAGUCAUCAAAGAAGUCCAAAGUGAAGCAGACAAGAUUGAGGCUACCACAGAUGUCUCAGCUAUUGAUGGUAUCCGAGUUCUCGGCCAGACAGAAGUCUCUAUUCAGGUGGAGUGGAAGAACCCACCGACUGAAGUAGAUCACUUCAGGCUCACACACACUGACCCAGAAGGACAGGAGGAAGAGCUGAGCGUACAGAGGAGCCAGGAGGCACGCACCAAACACACUAUUGUGGGUCUGUAUCCAGGAACAGAGUACCUGAUCUCAGUGCAGGCCAUCAAAGGAACGACUGAGGGGAAGGCGUCCUCUGUCACUGGUGCCACAGACAUUGAUGCACCGACAAACCUUGUCACCACCGAGGUAACGGAGGACACUGCAACAGUCUCAUGGGAUCGAGUCCAGGCAGAAAUAGAGGGCUACAUGCUGAGCUACACCUCUGCUGGGGGCUCCAGCUCAGAGAUCCCUGUAGGUCGUGAUAGCACCUCGUACAAGCUGGUUGGCUUGAAGCCUGGAGUUCUCCACACGGUCUACAUCUGGGCCUUCAAGGGAGACAAAGUCGGCAGGAAGGGUUCAACAGAAGCGGAAACAGAGCUGGAUGCCCCUACUAACGUCUUGGCCCAUGAUGAGACAGAGUCCAGCUUCAGUGUGUCCUGGGAUCACAGUCAGGCAGAAAUCGAUGGCUACAUCCUAACCUACAGCUCUUCUGAGGGCUCAAGUGAGGAAAUUCCAGUGGGAUCUGACCGUACUUCUUACAAUGUCACUGGCCUGAGGCCCGGGAUCAUCUACACUCUCUACAUCUGGGCUGUCAAGGGGGGCAAGGCCAGCAGAAAGAUCUCAACACAAGCUGAGACAGAACUGGAUGCUCCUGCUAACCUCUUAGCCCGAGAUGAAACGGAGUCCAGCUUCAGCGUCUCAUGGGAUCGGGUCCAGGCAGACAUUGAUGGCUACAUCCUAACCUACAGCUCUUCUGAGGGCUCUAGUGGGGAAAUCCCCCUGGGGCCUGACAGCACCUCUUACAGUCUGACUAGCCUGAAGCCAGGAGUCCUCUACACUGUGUACAUCUGGGCCAUCAAGGGGAACAAAGCCAGCAGGAAGAUCUCAACACAAGCUGAGACAGAACUGGAUGCUCCUGCUAACCUCUUAGCCCGAGAUGAAACGGAGUCCAGCUUCAGCGUCUCAUGGGAUCGGGUCCAGGCAGACAUUGAUGGCUACAUCCUAACCUACAGCUCUUCUGAGGGCUCUAGUGGGGAAAUCCCCCUGGGGCCUGACAGCACCUCUUACAGUCUGACUAGCCUGAGGCCAGGAGUCCUCUACACUGUGUACGUCUGGGCCAUCAAGGGGAACAAAGCCAGCAGGAAGAUCUCAACACAAGCUGAGACAGAACUGGAUGCUCCUGCUAACCUCUUAGCUCGAGAUGAAACAGAGUCCAGCUUCAGCGUCUCAUGGGAUCGGGUCCAGGCAGACGUUGAUGGCUACAUCCUAACCUACAGCUCUUCUGAGGGCUCUAGUGGGGAAAUCCCAGUUGGGUCUGACAGCACCUCUUACAGUCUGACUGGUCUGAGGCCUGCAGUUCUCUACAAUGUCUACAUCUGGGCUUUCAAGGGGAACAAAGCCAGCAGGAAGAUCUCAACACAAGCAGAGACAGAUAUUGAUGCCCCCAAGGACCUGAAGGCUACAGAUGUUACACCGGAGUCUGCUUCUUUGACCUGGGUUCCUCCACUGGCCGACAUUGAGGGUUACAUCCUCACCUACAGAGAUGAGGAUGGCAACAUGGAGACUGUUGAAAAGCAGCUGGGAGCCAGUGAGAGCAGUUUUGCUGUAUCCAGUCUGGAGAUGGGGAAGAGGUACAUUGUCACCAUCAUCGCCUACAGGGGCAGCAGGAGGAGCAAGGUGGUGGAGACCAUCUUUAAGACAGUUGGCCUCCUGUACCCCUUCCCCAUGGACUGCGUUCAGAUCCUGAGGAAUGGCAAUAAGCAGAGCGGCAUUUACAUCGUUUAUAUCAACAAUAACCAGUCCAAACCUAUUGAGGUCUACUGCGACAUGGACACUGAUGGAGGCGGCUGGCUGAUGCUCCAGCGUCGUACCACUGGCAAGCUGGACUUCAUGAAACGCUGGAGACAGUACAUAGCAGGUUUUGGCAACAUGACAGAUGAGUUCUGGAUUGGUCUGGAUAAGAUAUAUGAGCUUACCAACACUCCUACUCAAUAUGAGUUGCGGUUUGACUUGGGCGUGGGCUCAGAGAGGGCAUACGCUGUAUAUGACAACUUCAAGAUUGCUCCAGUCAAGCAGAAGUUCAAACUCACUAUUGGCAAAUACAGUGGGACAGCAGGUGAUGCCAUGACCUACCACCAGGGCCGACCCUGGACUACUGUGGAUUCGGACAAUGACAUCGCCCUGGGUAACUGUGCCCUGACCCACCGUGGCGCCUGGUGGUACAAAAACUGUCACCUGGCCAACCUGAAUGGAAAAUGGGGAGACAGCAGACACAGUUUGGGAGUGAAUUGGGAACCAUGGAAGGGCCACCUGACAUCCCUCGACUUCACAGAGAUGAAGAUCCGACCUUUGGGAGCCCUGUCCAGCAGGAAGAGACGGUCGUUGUUGGCCAGAGAGAAGAACAGAAACAUGAAUCUUCAAAAGAAAUUAAAGAGCACCUCUUUCUAAAACCACAUCAUCUGUCUUCAGCCAUGUUAACCUGCCAUCACACUAGACUGGGAUUUAUCUCCUUAUUAGUGUAGCUUGGAUCACCUGUUUUGGUCCUCUGACCACACAGGAAGUCCCACUGGUCUACAUGCCUCUGUGUCUCACACUUGGACAAUAUGUACUCUUUAUUUGGGAGGUAGGCAAAGAGAGAAAAGCUCAUAUGCAAUAGUAACUUAUUUUCUGUUUAUCUACAGUGAGAGUCAUCAAAAAUUCCUAGGUUUAGUGUGAUUGUGGGAAAGCGGCAAAUGCGAAACUGCCUUUGAGUUUUACGUGAACUGAAGUUGAACAUUAAUGAGUUUAGUAGAUCAGUUAUAGUGUAUUUGUAAUUUUAAAAACUCCUGUUUCACUGAUUCUGGUACAAACCCCAAUUAUAAAUCAGGAAACAGUAGAUUUAAGUAAAAUUGGAAACCAAUAAAUUCAGUGUUUCUCCAAUUACUGCAUUAAUUUUUACUUGUUUUUGUCAAAACCUCAGGGCAGCAGCCGGGGUUAUUUGUAUUAUAUUUGUUAAUUUCAUGUUGUAUGAAGAAUUUGAGUAGCAACUUUUCCUGUGUAUAGUAGUACUGUCAUAAUAACAUGAAUGUUGAAAAAAAUGUUGGUCAAAGUGGUUUGUGUUUUGUUUUAGAUCAGGUACCAGCAAUUAGCGAGUUAGUGCCCUGAGUUUAUUGAUUAUGAAGCUGGCUGGCUGUGACGCAUUACACUGCCACUGUGCCUCCAAAGCUGUCACAUCACAUUAGUUUGUGUUGGACAAGCCAGGGAAUAAUAGUGGAUGGCUGUCUGGAAUAGCCAUAUUGCACCUGUUUUACAUUCAUAUGCCUGGGACAGUGCAUAUCAAUCAUUGUGAUGUGCCCAUAUCCAACGUCAAUAACGAUGAAGUUUGUUUGCCCCAUCUUCAGGCACUUAAUGACCAAAGUCUUGUUUUCAAUCUGGAAAGCUGACAAAGAUCAUUAAUACUGGUUUGACUCUGGCUUUAUUACUUAAUUAAUUUUUUUUUUUUCUUCUUCUUUUUACACUUUAUUCACAAACUGUUGGAUUACAUGACAAGGACGAAGUGCAUCAAUCAACCUGCUAAUCUGCCAGAACUGAUUCACAGUCCUUGUCUCAUAAAUUUGCCUUUUUUUUUUUUUUCAAAGCCUUCGUGGGCCUUAAGGUUUUAUUCCAGCUGAUCCUCAAAGGCUUUUUCAAGGACAGUAUCCUCAGUAAGGAAUUAAAUUUUCUUUUUUUUUUUUUUUUAAAUAUUGUCAAACUGACAUAGCUGCUCAUUAAUAUUCAUGCAACACAUUCACGCAAUGAUUAAGUCUUUGUCACAUGAAGACACCGUAAUUUUCCUUAAGGAAUAAUAAUUAAUGAGGAAGUAGCUCUGUCUUUUUUGCUCCACAUAUUUCAAGGAGCUGGUGGUUGGAAGACUGAACAUCUUAACACAGAAAUUAUUUUAUUUUUUUUCAUCACCACUGUCACUGUACAUAGAUACACAACCACACUGAGCGUCUGCAAAUGUCAACCAUAAGGUUGCGCUAGAGUUAACGUCAGAGGAUCACCAAUAAUUAGCAUUCAUCCUCUGAGAACCAUGGGUGUUGACAAAUUUAAUGGCAAUCCCUUGAAUGGUUGUCCCAAGUACUUCAGUUUUUACCACAGUGGUGGACGGCCCCCCGAGAGCCGUCUGCUAACACUGAUGCAGUACAAGAUAUCCAAACUAUCAGUGGCUUUAGUUCAAUGAUCUACAUCUAAAGGUGUCCUCACAUUAAUUUGACAAAAUCUUCUAACCCAGGAAGAACUUUCAAAAGCAUCACAGUGUUCAGAAGAAGAUGGAAGUUGUUCAUUUUACAGUGUUGAGUUGUUAUGAAACUUGGAUGACACCUUACAGUAAAACUGCUCAUGCAUAUUGUCAAAAUAUUAAGCCCUGAAUUGUAAGGUUGAUGAAUACAUGAGUACUGAAAUGCUCCUCAGAUGAUUUUUUCUCUAUUUAAAACAAAGUGUUUCUCACAGUACAAAACAUUUAUCAGACUAAUGACUGUUUGCUCUCUGGUCUCUCAACAGUUUCCCAAUUCUGUAUCUCAUAACAUGUAACAGCAACGGCUCACCGGCUGUCUGGGCAGGAACCCUUACACAGCUGCUAAAAGUGUACAGAAAGGAUAUAAACAGCACAUUACGCCAUUUAAACACAAAAAAAUACACAUAAGAUACAAUCUGCUCAAACAAACGGCACCACUUUAGGAAAGUCCUUCCUACCCCAUAGGCAAAAUGAAGAAGUAGACUAUUUUUGAGUGUUUGUUCAUCCAAAUCAAAUAAGAGUGUGAGAAGCCAGCUGCCUAAAAUUUGGCAGCAAAUAUUUCCAGCAUAGCAUUUCAUUUCAACUUUGAAAUGAAAUGUCUCACAAAAGCUC
Messenger RNA from Seriola aureovittata, 6388 nucleotides. RefSeq names its product tenascin N (gene tnn). Gene Ontology annotation, molecular function: protein binding. The transcript has 20 exons. The record is from RefSeq and is a predicted model, not a curated record. NCBI's taxonomy places the organism in Eukaryota, Metazoa, Chordata, Actinopteri, Carangiformes, Carangidae. The coding region runs from base 325 to 3969 and encodes 1214 amino acids.